Alnus glutinosa is the source of this 546-nucleotide messenger RNA. RefSeq names its product cysteine-rich receptor-like protein kinase 10. Bases 43 to 465 code for a protein of 140 amino acids. Gene Ontology annotation, biological process: protein phosphorylation. NCBI's taxonomy places the organism in Eukaryota, Viridiplantae, Streptophyta, Magnoliopsida, Fagales, Betulaceae. The transcript has 2 exons. Gene Ontology annotation, molecular function: protein kinase activity. The record is from RefSeq and is a predicted model, not a curated record.
UUAAUAUCGUUGAACAGUGGAUACAUGGCCCCAGAGUAAGCUAUGGAAGGAUUAUAUUCCAUUAAGUCUGAUGUUUUUAGCUUUGGAGUACUCUUGCUUGAGAUCAUAACUGGGAGAAGAAAUGCAGGCUUCCAUCGGUCAAAACGUGCUCCUAGCCUCCUAGCAUAUGCAUUGCAAUUAUGGAAUGAAGGGAAGGCGCUGGAGUUGAUGGAUCCUUUAUUGAUUGACUCAUGCUGUCGAGAUGAAUUUCUAAGAUACAUUCAUAUUGGAUUGUUGUGUGUUCAAGAAGAUGCAAAUGAUAGACCAACCAUGUCACAUGUGGUAGUGAUGUUGAAAAACGAAACGGUAACUCUUUCACAACCUCAACGAGUUGCCUUUUCUGUGGGAAGAUUCACUGAUCACUAUGAUAUAGGUUCUCAUGACUCUGUCAACGGCUUAUUGGUUUCCAAUAUUGGGCCUCGGUGAUGGAACCCAUAAGCGGAUUUGAAACUUCAUUGAUGUCUUAUUUUGUGUGUAGUACAUCAACAGAUUAUUGAAGUUUGGAUU